AUCCGGGGUACUAGUCCAAAAGGGACAGAACAGAAAUAGUGUUAUUCAUCUGUAUAAAUUGAAUGAACGUUUUUCCUCACGUUGAAAGAAUAAAAAAAACCAUUAUAAUUAUAAACUAAUUAAAAACAAGUGAGGUUUACAAAUAUCGAACAAAUACAGAAUAUAAAAGUUGAAAGUUAUUACAUAUUUAUAUUUGUAUAAGUACAAUUUGACCAAUAUUGUUUAACAUAAAGUAGUUAAGUAGUUUAUUACAAAUAUAAAAAAUGUCAAAAGUUACAUUUUCUCCACGAGCUUGUAGUAAAAUAAUUUUACAUGCUACAAAAUACCCGCACUGUGCCAUAAAUGGACUUUUAUUAGCCAAACAAAAAAAUAAAAAUGAUAUGAAACUAACAGAUAUUUAUAUUCAAGAUGCUAUUCCACUUUUUCAUCAAUGUUUACAUGUGUCUCCAAUGGCAGAAAUAGCUCUUACCCUGGUAGAUCAAUUUUCGGAGCAAAAUGAAAUGGUGAUUGCGGGUUAUUAUUUAGCUAAUGAAUUAGUAAAUGACAUGAGUACGGAUAAACCAGCUCAUAAGAUAGCAGAUAAAAUAGCCGAAAAUUUUAACAAUGCUUUAUUAGUUGUUGUAGACAAUAAAGAAAUGACGUGCAAUAUGAAUUCUAUUCCACUUAAAAUUUCACAACAUUCUGAUGGAAAAUGGAAAGUCAAAGAUAAAGCUGAUGUUUCGUAUGAAGGUGGAGAUGCUGCUGUAGAAACAAUAUCUACUUUGAUGAAAGAAAAUAAGUAUAACAUUCUGUUUGAUUUCGACAAUCAUUUGGAUAAUAUAACUUUAGAUUGGCGUAAUAACAAUUUAAACAAAAUUAUAAAUAAAACUAUGGCGUACAAUAAUGAAAUUCCAUCAUGAAAGCUCAAAAUAUUUUUUUAAUCAUUCAAUUAGCAUUUGGUAUUUAGAGCACAGUUGAUUGAUAAAUAUUAAAAUAAUAUUAACAUCAAAAAGUUCGUAUAAAUUUCAAUUUCAUAAUUUUUUCAUAUAUAAUUAUAUAAAUUUUAAUUAACAGUAAAAACUUUAAUAUAUUAUAUAAUUUGUAACAAUUUAAUUCCUUACCAAAGAUUGGAAAAUACCAAUAAAUAAUUAUUUCUGACUUGAUUGUAAAGAGAUUAUAAAGUUAUUUUUUUUAAUAAAUCCCGUGUUGCUUUAUAAAAAUUUUUUGUUAAUUUUUUUGAUAAUUCAAAUCUCCAUAUUUUGUUUAAAAAAAAAAUUGAAGAGUAAUUCACUCAUUCGUUAUUAAAAGCUGUAUUAUAAAGAGAAAAUUGAUUUUUUAUUAUUCAUAAUAAAGUAAUAUAUAAAUGAAUUGUUUUCUUGAAAAAAAAAUUUUUUUAUAUAACUUAUCCGAUGUAAAAUUAUCAAAAAAAAAAAAAAAAAAAACAGUUUAUACUGAUACUUCAAAAGAAUUGAGAUAUGAUGAUUUAAUUAGCAUCAAUAAUAUCAAUAUUACAAUUAUGUACAUUAAAAUUUCAAGGAAAAAUAAUUAUUACUCAUUAAAAGCACGUAACACAUAAAUUAAAAUAUUUUAUUUACAUUUCAACAUUGUUUUAAAUUUCCAUAUAAAUAUGUAAUGUGAUUUACAAAUAUAGUAAUGUAAUAGUAAAAUUUUGUUCUGAAAUUAAACUUGAAUUGAUUAUUGCUGUAUAAAAAAAUAUUGUUAAAUAUAUUUAUAAUGAAGUACACAUUUUAUAAAUAAAUAUUGUAUCAUUCCAUAAAUUUCUUCAAUCACAAAUUUCAUGAACUUUUGUCAUUGUCUGAACUGAUAAAAUAAGUCGACAUAUCAAAUGAUGAACAAUGAAGUGUUGAAAUAAAUAUUAGAAGAAAACAGUGUA
This is a messenger RNA of Cotesia glomerata, 1873 nucleotides long. RefSeq names its product ER membrane protein complex subunit 8/9 homolog (gene EMC8-9). NCBI's taxonomy places the organism in Eukaryota, Metazoa, Arthropoda, Insecta, Hymenoptera, Braconidae. Bases 264 to 899 code for a protein of 211 amino acids. The transcript is spliced from 4 exons. Gene Ontology annotation, cellular component: EMC complex. The record is from RefSeq and is a predicted model, not a curated record.